AAUUUAGUGUUAACGUGAGGAACGACUUGAGAUUGUUUAUUUACACCUAACUAAAAAAAGUACAUAUAAUAAGAGUUCAAAAUGGGAAAAAGGAAAAAUAAAAAUCAAGAACGAAAGAAAAAAGUUACUUUAGUUUUCGACGAAAACAAAAGAAAGGAUUUCCUUUGUGGGUUUCGUAAACGGAAGUUAGAGAGAAAGAAGAAAGCACAAGAAGAACUACAACGUAUGUUAAAAGAAGAAAAGAAAAGAAUAAAACUAGAGAACAAGGAAGCUUAUAAAAAACUGGUAGUAUCUUCACGCCCCAUUCCAGAUAUUGAACAGCUGUUACAGGAAGAGUAUGAAGAUGAGGAUGUUAAUGUUAAAAUAGUAGAAUUAUCUACAGACACACUUCAGAAGAAAGACUUAGUUAUUGGGGAGAAUAAACCUAAGGAUGCUACAGUAAAAAAUAAUAUUACAGAUAAGAAUAAAAAAGACAAUGCUCAAGUCAUUCCAGGGAUGGCUUCUGAUACAGAAAAUGGAAUGGAUGAAUCUGAUGUGGAAGAAAAUAAUGAAAAAGAAAUUAAAACUAAGAAAGAGAUAAAGAAAAUUCUAAAAAAACAAGCUACUAAAAAGAUUCAGAAAAGCAAAGUAUUUCAAAUGAAGAGUAAAUUGGAUAGAGUGAAGAAUAAGAAGAAAUCUCAACAAAAGAAAAGUCGGAUGAACACAAAAUCUCAGCCUGGUAAAGACAAGUCUAAAAAGAAAACUGGUAGAAGAAAGCAUUAAAACAAUUGGAUAACCA
Chilo suppressalis (striped riceborer) is the source of this 778-nucleotide messenger RNA. Lineage: Eukaryota; Metazoa; Arthropoda; Insecta; Lepidoptera; Crambidae. The record is from the annotation of a GenBank genome assembly.